Molecule: messenger RNA, 1841 nt
Organism: Coffea eugenioides
Lineage: Eukaryota; Viridiplantae; Streptophyta; Magnoliopsida; Gentianales; Rubiaceae
Product: histone-lysine N-methyltransferase SUVR3
Exons: 4
Coding region: 154-1161 (335 amino acids)
Cellular component (GO): nucleus
Molecular function (GO): protein binding; histone methyltransferase activity; zinc ion binding
Source: RefSeq, a predicted model, not a curated record
GCAUCUUGUAAAAUACAAAGUAAACGACAUCGCAUUGAACCAAUUUUGCCCUACUGCUUAAAUUUCCCAAAUUCCGAGUCCGUUCUGAUGCUUUGAACCCAACGGCCAUAUUUCUACCGGAAAAAGAAGUUCCGUUAUCUUCCCUGUUUUGCAAUGAACAACAAUAAACGGGAGAAAACAACCAACAACCAAAACGAUAGCGCAUUAAUCCAGUGCGCCGAGCUCAUACUUCCUUAUCUCCACCCGGCCGAUCUCGCCUCCACGUCAUCAACCUGCAAAACCCUAAACAAGAUCUCCAAUUCCAUCACUCUCAGAAGAUCAUCCGACGCUUCUCGGAGCUUGGAGAAGUUUCCGAUCCCAUUCAUCAAUUCAAUCGACAAUCAGAGCUACUCAUACUUUAUCUACAACCGGAAUCAGAUUCUCUCCACCGCCGUUCAUCCGCGGCAGCCAUGGGGUUAUGACCCAGAUACCAGACCCUAUCUGAUUAAUCCGGGUCGUUGCUACGACCCGUUUCUUUUCCGGGUCGAGGGUGCGAAGGGGUGUAGGUGCGAGAGGGGAUGUGAUAGGAGCUCCGGGUGUCCGUGUUUGGAUAAUGUGGAAUUCGGGGCUUGGGAGUGCGGGCCGGGUUGUCAGUGCGGGCCGGACUGUGGGAACCGGGUUAGUCAGAGUGGGAUAUUGGUCAAGCUGAAGAUUGUGAAAGAUAGGAGGACAGGUUGGGGUUUAUAUGCUGGUGAAUUUAUUCCCAAAGGGCAGUUCAUCUGUGAAUAUGCAGGAGAACUAUUGGUAACUAAAGAAGCACAAUCAAGGCAGCAAAUAUAUGAUCAACUUGCAUCAAGUGGCCAGCUGUCUCCUGCUCUUCUGGUCGUGAAGGAACAUCUUCCAUCUAGAGAUGUGUGUAUGAGGAUAAAUGUUGAUGCCACUAGAGUUGGAAACGUAGCUAGAUUCAUCAACCAUUCUUGUGAUGGUGGGAACCUUGAUACAAUAAUAUUGCGAAGCACUGGAUCUGUACUUCCUCGCGUAUGCUUUUUUUCUUCCAGAGAUAUAAAAAACAAUGAAGAGCUUAAAUUUAGUUAUGGGGAUAUCAGGCUUAAGAAGCAAGGACUGCCUUGUUUCUGUAGUAGCUCUUGUUGCUUUGGUGUCCUGCCUUCAGAAAAUACAUGACUUGGGACAGGGCACAAAAAGAGAGAGCGCAAGAAUGCUCAGUUGAGACUGGAGUGUGAAGAAGAAAAUCAAGAGAAGAAAUGGCAGAGAGCAAGGAAGUAGAUGUUAAGCUUGUUGCAAACAAGUUCAAGGAGAGGCAGUAAUUGAAGGCAGCAGCUCAAUCAGACCAGGACUAGAAGGAGCGAUCACCAGUAUCCCUCUUUAAGCCAGGGGAAUUGAGUUCCUGGUCCUUUUAUAGGGCUGGUAUUGCUGAGUUCAUGGCCACCCUUCUGUUCUUGUACAUCACUGUCUUGACUGUUCUGGGGGUUGGCAGUACACCAAACAAGUGAGCUUCUGUUGGUAUUCAAUGGAUUGCUCGGGCUUUCAGCAAUAUGAUCUUUGCACUUGUCUACUGCACUGCUGGUGUCUCAGGAGUACACAUUAACCCAGCCGUGAGUUUUGGCCUUCAUCUGAGCAGCUGCGGGUCAAUCUUUGUUAUAAGGACUUCUAGAAAGAGGACUAAAAUCUACACGUCUAGCUCACGAAGAAGACAAAAAAGUCUUCUCUAGCCAAAAUUAAUUCAAAAGUAACUUCAAUGUAUGCUUAAUCAUUUAAUUGACGAAAUAAACACGAGUAUUCUGAAUCAGUCAACGUAAAGUAAAUAUCAUAACUUCAGUUUAAUAUGACAUGAUGAGCUUGGA